Molecule: messenger RNA, 3639 nt
Organism: Ochlerotatus camptorhynchus
Lineage: Eukaryota; Metazoa; Arthropoda; Insecta; Diptera; Culicidae
Product: retinal homeobox protein Rx1-like
Exons: 4
Coding region: 305-1774 (489 amino acids)
Biological process (GO): regulation of transcription by RNA polymerase II
Molecular function (GO): RNA polymerase II transcription regulatory region sequence-specific DNA binding; DNA-binding transcription factor activity, RNA polymerase II-specific
Source: RefSeq, a predicted model, not a curated record
UUUGCCCUGAUACCGCGUUACUCUCAGAUUGAGUCCGUGCCUUCGAUCGACAUUGUGUGCCAUUAAUAUUUGAAUCAAAUUCACUUUCGUCCUCAUAGGAACGGGAUGAUUGUUCCGCGCGGUUCCACUCUCUCCUCGCGCAUUCGCGGCCUUUAUUAAGAUAAAUCAGUGUGCCUCUAUUAAUUACAGUGUUAUUUAUUGACUUAGUGAAAAUACGGCAGUGAUUUAGCAAAGUGAUACAAUUAAAAUUAGCGUUAAUUGAAAUUUAAUUGAAGCUGAUUGGUUUUAAUGAAAUUGCUAGAAAAUGGAAUCAGCUGGUUUUGAUGAUCAAAUAUUUAGUGAUUUUAAUGAUACCCUCAGUCCGCUCAGUGCGAAAGCGAUUCAAGCCGGAGGACCAAGUGGUCACAAUAUACAGGUGGUGCUGGGAAUAAAUCACCCUUCACCGGAUUCCUGCACGCAGCGGUUGCCCGAAGUGAAUAGUAUCCUUGCAGCAGGAUCGCCUAGUUAUAAAAGCAUCGAUUAUACUAAUUUAAAUAAAGUGGACUACCAUCCAAAUGGAAAAAUUGAUUCUCAAUACUCACCUAAUUCCGGAAAAAUGGAAUACAUCAACUGUAAGCUCGAAUAUUUCUCUCCGCCACUCAAUGUCGAUAAUAAUCCGAAUAAAAUAGAAUAUGUUAAAACCCUAGAUUACAAUGCCAAUGGUCGAAUGGAGUAUUCGCCCCCAUCGAAGGCAACAGACUACGGAAAUGGCAAGCUGGAAUAUGAAACCACCAUGACCAUGUUCCAGCAACCUCCACCGAUGAAUCCCACCUCGCUAAAUGGUUUGAACGAUCCAAGCAAGCGGAAAAGUGAUGAAGUGAACAGUGCAUCUGGAUCAUCAACUCCUACCACGACUACGCCAAUUACAAACGGCAAUGGAAGUGAUUGUGCGUCAAGUUCCAAUAAAAAGAACGACAAGAAAAAAUCUGACCCUAACGGAAUUAAGAAGAAGAAAACGAGGACUACCUUCACGGCAUACCAGCUGGAAGAGUUAGAGAGGGCUUUCGAACGAGCACCAUAUCCUGAUGUUUUCGCACGAGAAGAGCUUGCUAUGAAGCUCAAUUUAAGUGAAUCUCGAGUGCAAGUCUGGUUUCAGAACCGUCGUGCCAAAUGGAGGAAACGCGAACCGCCCAGGAAGUCGGCCUAUAUGGGCAAUAACAGUCCAUCAACGCCAAUGAACGGUCCGAUUGGCACUACGUUCACACAGUUUCCGCAAACUACGACGGUAACUCCACCGAGUAGUGUAGAAAGUUGGCCCACUUACCAAACACCAUAUGAGUUAAGCCCUCACUUCAAUCUGCUGUCUCCUGCCGCUAGCCCUUAUGGUUCCUUCACCACCCAGUACGGUACUUACGUGCACGAAAGUCAAUUAUUCCCGGUAAGACAGCAUUUCGAUUACGGCAGUCCGUCAAGAACAGGGACAGAGACCGAAGAACCACAUCACAAAGCUGAACACUAUGCAUCGUUGGACGAUAAGUUCGAUACGCACUGCACUGUGUCGGAUGGCGUCACAAAUGGAAAGUAUGUGGACGACACAAAGUACAUACACGCCGUAAACAUCAUCGACGACCCGAAGUACGCCAGUAACUGCCAUCUGGAAGAUCCAUCGCUCAAACAGUCCCAUUACGGUACACCUACUGCGUGUCAACCUGGCGACGACACGGAGUCGCUCGGCAUCGUCAAAUCCGAGGAUGGCGUUAGUCACAGCUAUGUGCUUCCGCCUUUUUUGCGCUGAAGCAAAUGCUGUCGGCAAAACGUUCUUAACAUGUAGACAUUGUCUUCGUCUCAUGGAAAGGCAACAUGUGAGUGAGCCGAGAAAACAAUUUGGAAGCCACCUAGCCCAUUCAAAAUCCUAGCAGCAAGGGAUCCAAAACACAGAACCUAAAUUCCUUAACACAAUUUGGAAUAAAAUCCUCCACAAAGUUAUGUCGGACGAUAGACCCAUGGGUUGCUUCAAAUUCCUAUAUUUAUUUUUCAUUCCACUUCACAUGUGUAGAUUUAAGAAACGAUCAGUUUUAUCUGCGUACCUUUGUAAAUACCCAAGCGAACCGAAGCUUAUAGAGUAGUAAAAAUCAAAAUUAUGUGCUACCCAGAUUCCGAAAAGCUUGUUCCUAUCUAAUGAAAUCAAAAUCAAAGGCUUAUUUGUACAUUCGGACAAGAUAAUCAACAAGUUCAUAUCACGCGUCCAACGAUAAAAAGGGGAUACUGUGCAAAGCAUAAAAACCGACAACGGCUGCGGUUCAUCAGCAAGCCGACAAUUCCAUUUUAAGGGUGAAAUAAAUUAAAUUGGAUAAAAAAGGAAAGCGCAGACCAAGGGAUAAACAUUGGAUUGUUACAAAAACUUUCCACACCAGGUAAAACGUGAAGCCUUAUUCCUUUUUUCACACCAGUCAGUGUAUCUGUUGAAUGUCGAGCAAUCCCAAAUCAAUCAACCAUUUCUUGUUGCUCAGUAUUCACCAAAACCGGUGCGUUAGGGUGGUAUGUUUUAUGACAAAUGGAAAAAAGGCACAAUCCACCUACGUGUUUAGUAAACACCAGCAACCACAAAUCAAAAAAACACUUUCUAGGGAAUCAUGUCAGUUUUCAAAACACGUAUUUACAAUCCUAACACAAUGAAAGAUCCCCUGUGAAAACAGAACAGGAAAGCAUACUCUUAUACAAGGUGCCCUACAGCUAUGUAUCGGAAGCUGUAAUAACAUUGGCGAUGAUUCACUCAAUCGUUGGAAGUUUAUCCCCAUCAUAACUCAACCAGCAACCGAUGCAUUGUACGCUAGAGGUAUAUAUGGUUGUUGAGAGGAAAUAUCACUCUCUUUUCUCCCUCCAUUGUUGUGUAUUUAUUUAAUAUCGAAUUUCCUACCCAGUAAACACACAGUUGAUUGAUGGAAAUACAAAUUACCAUAAAAAGUGAAAGAGAAAGAGACUGAGGAAGACGAUUUGUAGCCCAAGGGAAAUUGUGCGAUUUUGGUGACAAUAUAACCUGUGGGCCGUCACCAAUUCGGGUGGCUGUUUUAAUCCCACCCACUCUCGAUGAACUUAUGCAAUGUUGCUUAUCAAUCAACUAAGAUAGCAAGAUUAUCUAUUCAGUGUUUUUGAUUUCUGUGCAUCCAACUGGGAUAGUUACCGUACACUAAGCGAUCAAAUGAACAGCAAUGGUUACGAUUGUACCAUGUAUUUUAGUAACUACCCGCAUAAACAAUAACCAUAAGAAGCGCCUAACCACCAAUUCGGGAUAUCAUCCCAACUUUAUGUGGUAUGCUCGCACCAUCUAUGAUAUCGUAAGUGUAUGGUACCCGUUUAUUAGGGUAGAUAUGCAUUCAGUGAGUCACAGUCUAAAUCGUCCAUCAUUUUUUUUUUUUUGCUUUUCAAAUUUAUAAACAUAGCUCAGGAACGAAAUAGGUAUAUUAGUUUAACUUUAACAUUUAACUGCUCAUUACAUCAGCUUCGCUUUUACCGAAGACAACAUAUCAAGAACACUGACAGCUCUGCCAGAAUCCAAGUAACAGAUACAGUAGCGAACGAAGAUGGAAGUAACGCAUAUAAAAAUGAGUAAAUACACCUUUCUUCUGAGGACGUAACCUUUGCUAUCCAAAUCGUUCGGAG